GGCCACGGGAGGCCAGGAACCGGAAGCCGCGGGCGGCGCUGCGCGUGGUGCGAUGUCGGCCGGCGGGACGGUGGAGCCGGGGCCCCCGGGGGCUGCGGCCGCACCCUCGCCCGCCCCGGCCCCGGCGCGCGUGUUCCGGCCCUUCAGCGCCGAGGACGAGGGCCAGCAGCCCACGGAGAUCGAGUCGCUGUGCAUGAACUGCUACCGCGACGGCGUGACGCGCCUGCUGCUCACCACGAUCCCCUUCUUCAGAGAGGUGAUCGUCAGCUCCUUCUCCUGCGAGCACUGCGGCUGGAACAACACGGAGGUGCAGUCGGCGGGCAGGAUCCAGGACCAGGGCGUGCGCUACACGCUGACGGUCCGGGCGGCCGAGGACAUGAACCGGGAAGUGGUGAAGACAGACUCGGCCACCACAAGGAUUCCAGAGUUAGAUUUUGAAAUUCCUGCCUUCAGCCAGAAGGGAGCUUUGACCACUGUUGAAGGACUGAUCAGCCGAGCCAUCUCUGGCCUGGAGCAGGACCAGCCCACUCGAAGGGCAAAUGAAGAAGCCGUCGCUGAAAGACUGGAUGAGUUCAUUGUCAAACUGAAAGAGCUGAAGCGGGUGGCCUCUCCUUUCACCCUGAUCAUCGAUGACCCCUCAGGGAACAGCUUCGUGGAAAACCCGCACGCUCCCCAGAAAGAUGACGCCCUGGUGAUCACACAUUAUAACCGGACUCCGCAGCAGGAGGAGAUGCUGGGGCUCCAGGCAGAGGCGCCAGAAGAGAAGCCGCAAGAGGAAGAUCUCAGAAACGAAGUGCUGCAGUUCAAUACAAACUGCCCAGAAUGCAAUGCUCCAGCUCAGACCAACAUGAAGCUAGUUCAAAUCCCCCACUUUAAGGAGGUUAUCAUCAUGGCUACCAACUGUGAGUACUGCGGUCAUCGGACCAAUGAGGUGAGAUCUGGAGGAGCAGUAGAGCCCUUGGGCACCAGGAUCACACUCCGUAUCACAGACCCCUCAGAUAUGACCAGAGACCUGCUCAAGUCUGAGACGUGCAGUGUGGAAAUCCCAGAACUGGAAUUUGAGUUGGGAAUGGCUAUCUUUGGGGGCAAGUUCACCACACUGGAGGGGCUGCUGAAAGACAUCCGGGACCUGGUGACCAAGAACCCUUUCACACUGGGUGACAGUUCCAAUCCUGGCCAGGUGGACAAACUGCAGGAGUUUAGCCAGAAGUUGGACCAGAUCAUGGAGGGUAAAAUGAAGGCCCACUUUAUUAUGAAUGAUCCAGCAGGAAACAGCUACUUGCAGAAUGUGUAUGCACCUGAAGAUGAUCCGGAGAUGAAGGUGGAACGUUAUAAGCGCACAUUUGACCAAAAUGAGGAGCUAGGGCUCAAUGACAUGAAGACGGAGGGCUAUGAGACAGGCCUGGCCCCACGGUAGCAGUGGACCGUUUCCCAGCCAACCUCCUGUACUGCUCAGACCACAGGCUUACUUAUUACUAUUGGAAAAGCGGGGAGUGGCCUCACCUGCUCCUGUGGGGAGGGCAUCUGGUCUGAAUCAAAGAUCCUGGCACACUUUGUAAACUGUGUGUGGUGCAAGUGCACCCCUGUUGGGUAUUUGACCUUAUUUCGGAGGUUGUGAGUCAGCUUGGGAAGAGAUCUGGAAGCGAACUAUGAGGAAUGUCACUAUCACUUUUUCCCACAAGUCUUCGCCCUCUGUCCACACCGUGCUGCCCUCUAGAGCUGGAACUCUGAACCUGAGGAAGGUGGAAGACAGCUGCAGCUGGAGUUUAGGUGUUGGUUUUGGGUGUACAAAAUACUGACUCUCCACACGGAGGGAAUCUUCCGAGGGAGGGAGUCCAGCACAGGUGAAGAAGUUCUCAUUAAAACGAUGGCUGUCAAACUGCACUGGCCCGGAAUUCACUGUCCUUAAUUGGUAUGCUGGUAGACUCCACCUCCUGAAGAAAAUUCUCUCCAGUGCAGCCACUGUAAUUUGGAGAUUGGAGCUGGCAUUUCAUUCUUCCUUCACAGAUGUGUGAGUGUUCACUUUGUUCCAGGCACACACUGAACAGUGAACAAAACAAAGUGCUGCUUUCAUGAAGCUUGAAGUCUAGUGGGGAAAAUUGACAUUGGGGGUGGAGGUGGAUUGAUAAUAAACCGAUAAGUAAAACAGUAGAUCUAGUGGUGAUUAGUGUUAUGGAGGGAUGUAAAAGCAAAGAAGGGGUUUGGAUAGUGUCAGAGAAGGUGGAGUAGGUAUUUUAAAUAGAGUAGUCAGGGAAGGUCUUAAUAAGAAGGUAGAAAUUCCACAUUCAGGCAAAGCCGAGAAGGAGGUAAGGGAAUAAGCCAUGUGAAUAGCUGGGAGAAGAGAUUUCCAGGCAGAGGAAACUGCAAAUGCAAAAGCUCUGAGAUUGGAAGACGUUGACCAGUUGGGGGUAUUUGGGAGCCUCUAGUCCCGCUCUUAAUUACAAAUGGAGAAACAGGUUCAACCAGAGAGGGAGGGCUGCUUCCAGCUGUGUGACUUGGCACUCCGUGGCCCAGGCCCUGGACUCCCCAGCGAGUGCUCUGUGUCUGCAUUAACCACUGAUGACUCCUGCAGUGCUGGCUGCAAGGUAGUUCAAGAAAGACCUGUGGAUUGAAAUACUAUGGCAACCCUUAGCGUUUUGUGCUGCAAACAUAGCUCGGAAGAAUUGCCUUAAAGGGAGAAGACUUGGUAGUGCCACUCUGCUCUCGCCGCUCUACUGCACUAUUCUCAAAGAUCACAGGCGGGAUUUUCCACGUGGGAAAAUGUUCUCAUUUUCCAUUAUUUCUGUCACAUUGGACAGUGGACCAUUUCCCUUCUCAACCUGUCUCUUCUCUCGUGAUGCUGCAUCCCUGCUUUCCCCUGUACUUUGGACAUUCCUUGUGUGGAAUCUCUGCCUCCUCCCUCUUAAAUGUAUUUGUUUACAGAGGUUCAGUUUUCAGACAUCUCCAUAUUGAAUGCUUUGGCACCUUAACUACUUCCAUGUGGGACUGACUCCCGUACAUGUAGUUCACAUUUCUGUGAGCAAGAGUAAGGUGUGUUAAGAAUUUCAAGACUAAAGUUAGCAAUGACUCAAACUAUAAAGCUACAGCACUUUGAAUAGGCUUCUGAGCAAGUGCUCUACCCGAUUAGAUUGCCCAUAGAUGUAUGUCCAACUGCCUUGGGGAUCUGUGUUCCCAGGCCGUCUGAUUGAUCAUUUGGUCUCUUGAAUGACUUUCCCUAUGGGAUGGUUAUGCUGAUGUCAGGUUCAUUUCCCAUUGUGAAGGGGAGAAAGUGGCAUUUGGUUUAUCACUGUCUUGUGAGUCUGGUGUUAGGCAAUCUCACAGAUUCCAUCCAGUUAUUGGGAAAGAUAACCUGAGUUUCUGAACCAGGAAAGACUGACUGAGGAGGAGGUAUCAGACAGAUAACCCAGCUGAGGUACCACUUGCUCUGAGGGCCAAGGCCUGGAAGCCUUCAGUUUCACACUCCGCUCCAUCCAGUCUCGCUAUGCAGCCUGAUGGGGGGUGAGUGUCCUACCCCCCAGCUCUGGCAUAUGGCAUGUGGUUAAUCUGUUAAAUGAUAAUUCUCCGCAGACGCUUGCAAAUUUUCCAUCCUGUAUUGAGCCGUAUUAGGUGACUGGAGGUAGCCUGGGUAACAGGUAUGGGAAGGGUCCUGCUCAAAGGCCCGGGGAGGAGGACAGUCAAACCCCCAGCCCAAGAACAUGUAGAUUGAGUUUCACAACCAUGAUAGACGGGGAAGGUAGAGUUCGUUUGUGAGGGCACUUCUACUUCAUAUUUCAAGCAUAUUAAAUAUAGCCACAUUUAGCCAAUAGAGCUGUGAACACAGGUAUGGAGUGUACAUCUGUCAUGACAUGAACAUGGAAUAAAUAUGAAGGGCAAUUGA
Messenger RNA from Myotis daubentonii (Daubenton's bat), 3877 nucleotides. RefSeq names its product ZPR1 zinc finger (gene ZPR1). The record is from RefSeq and is a predicted model, not a curated record. Gene Ontology annotation, molecular function: zinc ion binding. NCBI's taxonomy places the organism in Eukaryota, Metazoa, Chordata, Mammalia, Chiroptera, Vespertilionidae. Gene Ontology annotation, cellular component: nucleus.